AAGCGUGUUGGCGCCGGGCUCACGCGCCACACGGAAGUGUAGUGGGGCGCACCGGAAGCCGCCGGAAAAGAGCGAUGGCGGGUUUGACUGUGAGAGACCCUGCGGUGGAUCGGUCUCUACGAUCUGUUUUCGUGGGAAACAUUCCUUAUGAAGCUACUGAAGAGCAGUUAAAGGACAUCUUUUCUGAGGUUGGACCUGUUGUUAGUUUCAGAUUGGUGUAUGAUAGGGAGACAGGAAAGCCAAAGGGUUAUGGCUUCUGUGAAUACCAAGACCAAGAGACUGCACUUAGUGCCAUGCGAAACCUGAAUGGCCGUGAAUUCAGCGGGAGAGCACUUCGAGUGGACAAUGCUGCCAGUGAAAAGAACAAAGAAGAGCUGAAGAGCCUUGGCACUGGUGCCCCUGUCAUUGAGUCACCUUAUGGAGAGACCAUCAGUCCUGAGGAUGCCCCUGAGUCCAUUAGCAAAGCAGUUGCCAGUCUUCCACCAGAGCAGAUGUUUGAACUGAUGAAACAAAUGAAGCUCUGUGUCCAGAAUAGCCCCCAGGAAGCACGGAACAUGUUGCUUCAGAAUCCUCAGCUGGCUUAUGCUUUGCUACAAGCACAAGUAGUGAUGAGAAUUGUGGAUCCAGAGAUUGCCCUGAAAAUUCUGCAUCGCCAGACAAAUAUCCCAACGCUGAUUGCAGGCAACCCUCAACCAGUUCACAGUGCUGGGCCUGGCUCAGGAGCCAAUGUGGCAAUGAACCAGCAGAAUCCUCAGGCCCCUCAAGCCCAGUCUUUGGGUGGAUUGCAUGUCAAUGGUGCGCCUCCUCUGAUGCAAGCUUCUAUGCAGCCUGGAGUUCCAGCACCAGGGCAGAUACCAGCUGCUGUAACAGGGCCUGGGCCUGGUUCCUUAGCUCCUGGAGGAGGAAUGCCGGCCCAGGUUGGAAUGCCAGGAAGUGGACCAGUGCCCAUGGAGCGGGGACAAGUGCCGAUGCAAGACCCCAGAGCAGCUAUGCAGCGUGGGGCCUUGCCUGCCAACGUCCCCACUCCUCGAGGUCUGUUAGGAGAUGCUCCGAAUGACCCACGUGGAGGCACUUUACUUUCUGUAACUGGAGAGGUAGAGCCAAGAGGUUAUCUGGGACCACCUCAUCAGGGUCCACCCAUGCACCAUGUCCCUGGCCAUGACAGCCGUGGCCCACCCCCACAUGAGAUGAGGGGAGGGCCAUUAGCUGAGCCCAGGCCUCUGAUGGCAGAGCCAAGAGGACCCAUGCUAGAUCAGAGGGGUCCACCUUUGGAUGGCAGAGGCGGAAGAGAUCCCCGAGGCCUGGAUGCACGAGGGAUGGAGGCACGAGCCAUGGAAGCGAGAGGACUAGAUGCCAGAGGGUUGGAGGCCCGUGCAAUGGAGGCCCGAGCGAUGGAGGCCCGAGCGAUGGAGGCUCGAGCGAUGGAGGCCCGAGCUAUGGAAGUCAGAGGAAUGGAAGCCAGAAGCAUGGAUCCUAGGGGCCCAGUCCCUGGCCCUAGAGGGCCUAUACCUGGUGGAAUCCAGGGUCCCAAUCCAAUUAACAUGGGGGCAGUUGGCCCCCAGGGAUCCAGACAGGUUCCAGUCAUGCAGGGAACAGGUAUGCAAGGAGCAAACAUUCAGGGUGGAGGCCAGCCUGGUGGCUUUAGUCCUGGGCAGAACCAAGUCACUCCACAGGACCAUGAGAAGGCUGCUUUGAUUAUGCAGGUUCUUCAGCUGACUGCAGACCAGAUCGCCAUGCUGCCUCCCGAGCAGAGGCAGAGUAUCCUGAUCUUAAAGGAACAGAUACAGAAAUCCACUGGAGCACCCUGAAAGGUUUUCAAAAAUACCUGGCAACAAGUCUGGAAAUUAAUUCCAAAACUUUGUUGAAAUAUUGCAAAAAGAUGACUUCUGCAUCCUAACCCUUGAACGAUUCAAAUUGGUGCCAGGUGGAGGACUCCCAUCACCUUCUCUCAGAACAAAAUCAGUUCAUUCUAUUGUCUUAGUUUGUAUAUUUUCUGUGACUUGAAAUAAACUUUGGACACAA
Molecule: messenger RNA, 2022 nt
Organism: Talpa occidentalis (Iberian mole)
Lineage: Eukaryota; Metazoa; Chordata; Mammalia; Eulipotyphla; Talpidae
Gene: CSTF2
Product: cleavage stimulation factor subunit 2
Exons: 14
Coding region: 75-1808 (577 amino acids)
Biological process (GO): mRNA 3'-end processing
Cellular component (GO): mRNA cleavage and polyadenylation specificity factor complex
Molecular function (GO): mRNA binding
Source: RefSeq, a predicted model, not a curated record